AUGCCCCUUGAAGUCCAAGGCAAGUUUGUAUCUCAAAAAAUAAAUAAAGUCCGUUGGAUACCUGAAGAAUACGUGGAAACGAAAUGUUUUUUCACCGGUAGUUGGGAUGAUGAUAUCAAUACAAUCAAAGUUUGGACCCUGGACAAUCCUGAUGAAGAUGACGAAGUUGAUUAUCCUCACGAGCUCUCCUCAUACCCAGUAGAAGGCGAUGUCACACAAAUAAAGUUUACUGAUAAGAAUAAAAUCGCAGUUUCGUUGUCUAAUGGUGUCGUUAAAGUGCUAGAAAUUAGUGUUUAUGAUAAGAAAUUGCCGCUGAAGGAAUUAUUUCACUUUAAAAAAUUGCAUAACUAUGGGAAAGAAAAAUGUUCAUGUACCUCAUUAGAUACACUUGAAGGAGAUAUAGCCACAGUAGGAGAAGACGGCAAUGUGAACAUUUUGAGUGGACGGAGAGGAGAGAUCACCCGCACUAUACAGGAGGCAGACAGCUGUUCUUUACACUCUGUUUGCUUUAUUAAGCAUAAUGAGGCUAUAACUGGCAAUCUUAGAGGCCACAUGAAAAUCUGGGACCUAAGAUCUUCAGAGAACAAACCUGCAGCAUCGUUCUUGCUCGCUGGAGAUGAACUGGCAGCAACCUGCAUCAUCCACCACCCAACUCAACCACAUAUAAUUCUUGCUGGUAGUGAGUCUGGGUCUCUAGCAGUUUGGGACUUGCGUAUGAAUGCCUUUCCUACGUCGCUAGUCAAUGCUCACACAGCAGGAGUUAAUGAAAUGCAGUUCCACCCGGAAAACCCUCACAAAUUAAUCACAUGUUCUGUAUCAGGGGAAUUAUGGGAAUGGAACAUGGAAGCUAUGACAAAGAGUUCAAAAGGACCUGAUAGUCAGCUAGUUACAUGGAUGCCAUUAGAUGAUAAAAGUUCCAUGAUGGUUAAUUCCCUGAUUUCAGCCUUACACAAGUCCAUAAACACACUUCAUUGUGACAAAGGCCGGAUCCUUUGUGGGGCUGAUAAUGAAGCUAUAUAUUUAGUCAAGAAUUUUAAGUAUUAA
Arctia plantaginis is the source of this 1044-nucleotide messenger RNA. Lineage: Eukaryota; Metazoa; Arthropoda; Insecta; Lepidoptera; Erebidae. The record is from the annotation of a GenBank genome assembly.